CUAUCGACCAUGUUCUCCUUUCUAGCACACCGCCGCGCCUGCGCGGCGAAACAGCACGAGCGCGAGGAGCGCAUCCGCACGCUCCCGCCCGAGUACCACGCUCCUAUCUCCGCAGCAGACAAGGAGCUGCUCGCGCGCCCCGCCACCGAGAUCGUCGCCCAAGUGCAGGCAGGAAAGCUUGAGCCCCUGCAUGUGCUGCGCACGUACGGCAAGCAAGCGCUCCGGGCGCACGCCGCCACGAACUGCCUGACGGAGGUGCUGAUCGCGAAGGCCGAGGGCUGGGCGGAGUCAUGCAACACGCAGGGCCCGCUCGCGGGGAUGCCAAUCAGCGUGAAGGACACGGUGGGGUUCGAGGGCGAGGACGCGUGCAUUGGGUACUCGGCGUGGGUCGGGCGGCCGAUGCAGCGGGACUCGGCGCUUGUGCGUCUGCUGAAAGACGCGGGCGCGGUGCCGUUCGUGAAGACGAACGUGCCGAUCACGCUGCUCUCGUUCGAGUCGGCGAACGAUGUGUUUGGGACGACGACGAACCCGCACAGCAAGGGGUACUCUCCGGGAGGCUCGACGGGCGGGGAGGCGGCCCUCCUUGCGUACGGCGGAUCGCGCCUGGGGAUCGGCACAGACGUCGCGGGGUCUGUGCGAGCACCUGCCCACUUCUCCGGCAUAUACACCAUCAAGGCGUCCAGUUUCAGAUUCCUGAAGAGCGGAAACUCGACGAGUAUGCCCGGCCAGGAGGGCAUCCCCGCCGUGUACUCUCCCAUGACGCGGACGUUGGACGACCUCGAGAUGCUCUGGAAGGCGGUCGUGAGUAUGAAGCCGUGGGAGUAUGACCAUUCGUGUCUUCCCAUCCCUUGGAGGGAGGUCAAUCUGGUCUCGGGGAAGCCGAUUCGCUGGGCGGUGAUGUGGGACGACGGCGUCGUCGCACCAUCUCCUGCAUGCAAACGCGCAUUGGAGACAGUCGUGUCAGAAUUGACCGCGCGCGGCCACGAGGUUGUGACGCUAGUCGACCCGCCGAGUCCGUACGAAGGAUUCAAGAUUGGCUCUCAGCUGCUCCUGGCAGAGGGUGGUAAACUCUCCACGAAGCCGAUCCGUUGGGGCGAGACGAAUGACCCCGGGGUGCGCCAAGCCCGGAUCGCGUUCGCAUUGCCGCGCUUCGUGAAGCAUCUGUACGCGUGGUACCUGCGUCAUGUCAGGGGCGAUGACGCCUACGCCGGGCUCGUCGAAACUGCUAGCGAGAAGAACAUCGAGCAGUACCUUGCACUCGUCGCGAAGCGUGAAGGAUACAGGGACCAGUGGUUCACGAAGCUCAAGGACGAGGCGAUCGACUUCGUGCUUACGGUGCCGAACGCGCUCCCUGCGACUCCUCACGGAGGCAUGAAGGGAGGUUUCAAAGGCUGCGGAUAUACCUUCCUGUGGAACAUCCUCGAUUACUCCGCAGGUAUUCUUCCGGUUACGCACGUCGACAAGGAGCUGGAUGCAUUCGACAAGAAGAAUUUCAAGGCGCGGAACUCGAUCGAGCGCGACAUGUACAAGAUGUACGAUGCGACAGCGAUGCAUGGCUUGCCGGUGGGCGUGCAGGUCGUCGGGAAGAAGUUGGAAGAGGAAAAAGUGCUGGAGGGGAUGAAGAUAAUCGAAGGACUUUUGAGAGAAUCGGGGAAAGCGUACACCCUCCUGGAACCGGCUGAGUGAUUCGACUGCACGAAAUGUACCUUUUACUUACCUUGUACAGCACUCGAGGUUGCGUCUUUCCAAUGUU
Molecule: messenger RNA, 1753 nt
Organism: Trametes versicolor FP-101664 SS1
Lineage: Eukaryota; Fungi; Basidiomycota; Agaricomycetes; Polyporales; Polyporaceae
Product: amidase signature enzyme
Exons: 8
Coding region: 10-1686 (558 amino acids)
Source: RefSeq, a predicted model, not a curated record